Molecule: messenger RNA, 1510 nt
Organism: Neltuma alba
Lineage: Eukaryota; Viridiplantae; Streptophyta; Magnoliopsida; Fabales; Fabaceae
Product: cystinosin homolog
Exons: 8
Coding region: 438-1274 (278 amino acids)
Biological process (GO): L-cystine transport
Cellular component (GO): vacuolar membrane
Molecular function (GO): L-cystine transmembrane transporter activity
Source: RefSeq, a predicted model, not a curated record
AAAUUAAAAAUGAAGAAUGAGAUUAGGUAUCGAACAAAUUUGUUUGACUGUCAGCCAUUUUUUGGGGAUGAAAAUCAGGACUGUUGUUGAUAAGGCAUUAGAUGGGAUCAGCUGAAGAGAAUGACUGAAUCUACUGUCGCAUCUCAAGUUAAAACAGCAAAUUACUGUUUAUAUCAGAAUGUUUAUGUCCGACCUCCCUUAGUGGGAAUCGUAUCUCGUUGCUGGAAGGAAUCACGGUGAUUCGAAUUCGCUCAGGGCUCGUGGUUUUUCUUGGUUUUGGAAGCGAUACCGUUAAGGAUAAAGUCAAACAUAAAGAAAAAGACAGGCAAGCGGUGCACGUCAGCACGUGAGUCCUUAACUGGGUAGACGGAGAAUUACAUUCCCGACAUUCUUUUGCUUCUUUUCCGGCGAAGGAGGGCGAAAGAGCAGCGCCUGAUAUGGCUUCUUGGAAUUCAGGUCCGCUUGAAGUCGUUUACGAAUUACUGGGCUGGUUCGCUUUCGCCUGCUGGUCUGUCAGUUUCUACCCUCAAGUUAUUUUGAAUCUUCGCCGCAAAAGUGUUGUGGGGCUUAACUUUGAUUUCGCCUUGUUGAAUCUGAUGAAGCACUCUUCCUAUCUGAUCUACAACGCCUCCAUGUACUUCAAUUCCGCUGUUCAGAAGCAGUAUUUUGAGAAAUACGGCUAUGGAGAGAUGAUACCUGUGGCGGCAAAUGACGUUGCUUUUUCAGCCCAUGCUGUCCUGCUCACUGCAAUCACCUUGUUCCAAGUUUUAAUAUAUGAACGUGGAACUCAGAAGGUCUCGAAAGUUGCUAUUGGAAUUGUCUCAGUGGUAUUGCUUACCGCAGCAGUUUGUUUCUUCAUGGCUUUGCCUACACACUCCUGGCUUUGGCUUAUCUCCAUCUUCAACACAAUCCAAGUAUGCAUGACAGUCAUAAAAUAUGUUCCUCAGGCAAUCAUGAACUUCAUGAGAAAAAGCACGGACGGCUUCAGCAUUGGUAACAUUUUGCUUGAUUUUUCUGGAGGCAUAUCAAACUAUGGACAGAUGGUUGUGCAGUCCAUAGAUCAAGGUUCUUGGGUCAACUUUUAUGGGAACAUAGGAAAAUUGUUGCUGUCUCUGGUGAGUGUAUCGUUUGACAUAUUUUUCAUAUGUCAACAUUACGUGUUUUAUCCUGCCCAGAAAGGUGUGAAAUCAGUGGCCUCUGUGGAACCUGAGAAUGAAAUCAAAGAGCAUCUUGUGCGGUGUUCUGAUGAAGCAGCUGCAGCAGAGAAUUUGUGAGGCGUCGUUUACUUCACAUUUGAUCGUGCAUUCUUCCACAGAUUGGGUAAAGAAAUGGAUGGCCUUUUACAUUCCAGUCACCAUCAGAAUUAUCCAGUUCAGUCUCCUAGUUAAUCUUUUAUAAAUGCUGUGUAUAUGUAAUCUGUUAUUUUUCAAGAAUGAUCCCUGAGAUUGCUUCUCUCAUGAAUGCUGUAAUUUUCAAGCAUCAUCGCUAUGAUUCGAUACUGUGUUUGUUA